Messenger RNA from Numida meleagris (helmeted guineafowl), 1936 nucleotides. It is a transcript of the gene FOXB2, whose product is annotated as forkhead box B2. Bases 57 to 953 code for a protein of 298 amino acids. Gene Ontology annotation, molecular function: RNA polymerase II cis-regulatory region sequence-specific DNA binding; DNA-binding transcription factor activity, RNA polymerase II-specific. The record is from RefSeq and is a predicted model, not a curated record. Gene Ontology annotation, biological process: regulation of transcription by RNA polymerase II; cell differentiation; anatomical structure morphogenesis. NCBI's taxonomy places the organism in Eukaryota, Metazoa, Chordata, Aves, Galliformes, Numididae. The transcript has 2 exons.
AUCCCGCCGCGCGGCGCCGGGGCCAGCGGCCGGCGCAGAGCGGCGGCGGGGCGGCGAUGCCCAGGCCGGGGAAGAGCUCGUACAGCGACCAGAAGCCGCCCUACUCCUACAUCUCGCUGACGGCCAUGGCCAUACAGCACUCGGCCGAGAAGAUGCUGCCCCUGAGCGAUAUCUACAAGUUCAUCAUGGAGCGCUUCCCCUACUACCGGGAGCACACGCAGCGCUGGCAGAACUCGCUCCGCCACAACCUCUCCUUCAACGACUGCUUCAUCAAGAUCCCGCGCCGCCCCGACCAGCCGGGCAAGGGCAGCUUCUGGGCUCUGCACCCCGACUGCGGGGACAUGUUCGAGAACGGCAGCUUCCUCCGCCGCCGCAAGCGCUUCAAGGUCCUGCGGCCCGAGCACCACUCGCCGCCUCCCCCGGGCAAGGUGCCGGGGCUGGCGGGCCCCGAGACGGCCGUGGCCGCCGCCGCCGCCGCCGCCGCCGUGGGGAGGCUGCCGCAGUUCUCGCCCUACGGUGGCAGCCAGCCCUCGGGCUUCAAGCAUCCCUUCGCCAUCGAGAACAUCAUCGGCAGAGAUUACAAGGGCGUGCUGCAGGCCGGCGGGCUGCCGCUGGCCUCGGUGAUGCACCACCUGGGCUACCCGGUGCCCAGCGGCGUGGUCGGCUCCGUGUGGCCCCACGUCGGGGUGAUGGACCCCGUGGCCGGCGUGCCCGUGUCCCCCGACUACGGACCCUUCGGGGUGCCCGUGAAGGCGCUCUGCCAUCCGCCGGCGCAGACCAUGCCCGCCGUGCCCGUGCCCAUCAAGCCGGCGCCCGCCAUGCCCGCACUGACGGUCGCCGCCUCGCAGCUCUGCCCCGCCGCCUCCCCGGCCUCCGCCGCCCUCCUGGAGCAGGCGGCGGGCACCGCCCCCGAGGGCAAGGGCUCGCUGCACUCCGUCCUGGUGCACUCCUAAGGGCCGGGGCCGGGGCCGGGGGCACAGCGGCUCCCGGGACGGGGACGCGGGGAACACGCGGGGCCCGGUGCCCGCGCCCUGCGGUGUCUGUGUUUGUGUUGUGUACAAUCAGACUUUGUGUGAGCCAGGUCGCAGGUAAGAGCUUUUAUCGUCGUUACAUAUCGUUAGUGACGGAGCGGUGAUGCGGAAAGUUAGGUCGGGCCGCGCAGAAAGGGUUCGGGGCGGCCGGGGCUCCUCGCGGAGUUCCCCCCACGGACUCGGGGCAGCGGGGCGGGAGCAGCGGACGGGCGAAGCCGCCCCUGCGCUAUGCCCUUCCCCGCCCUGCCCCCUGCAGCACCCGCCCCGCGGAGCGUGGGUCCCGCUCCGAGGGAGGCGACAGAACCGCGGGUACCGCCGCGGAGCCACGGGGAGUGAAGUGCUCUUCUUUCGACGAGUGAGCUCUGAGCUGCUCGAUUAAUUAGUGGGGAUUUAAAUGACAACGGCACUGACGUCGGAGGGCCCCUUUAGCUAUCGGCUGCUCGUCCUUCCCCUCACGCUUCCACACUCCAUCUCAGUGAGGGCCGUUCCCGGGGAGGGACAGCAGUGCGAUCCCCCGGGCGGUCCGGACCCGAGCUCCCCGAUCCUCCUUAGAAUGAAACCAGCCCCGCGGUUCGCGGCUCGUGCGCGCUUGUCGCAUCGCCCCUCGCCGCUGACGGACACCGCUGCCCUGUGCGUGUCGCUUGGCGUUUCCUCCACGUGGAAGAGCGUGAACGCUAAAACCUGUUGGGUGGGAAAAAAAUAAUAAUAAAGAGAAAAUAACUAAAAAUUCUUCGGGAAAAGCACUUUACUGAAAACAAUCUUUCGACAGAGGCCAGGUCUGUGCAGAGCAGGGGGGUCGGAAGCCGGAGAGCGGCGCUCGGGCUGAUGAGUUCCGGCUGCUUUGUUAGCGGUUGCUGCCCGCCCUGCUGUACCCCAGCGUUCAUUAAACACACCUAUCCAUUUGC